Molecule: messenger RNA, 2041 nt
Organism: Columba livia (rock pigeon)
Lineage: Eukaryota; Metazoa; Chordata; Aves; Columbiformes; Columbidae
Gene: TPP1
Product: tripeptidyl peptidase 1
Exons: 12
Coding region: 16-1962 (648 amino acids)
Biological process (GO): central nervous system development; proteolysis
Molecular function (GO): serine-type endopeptidase activity; tripeptidyl-peptidase activity
Source: RefSeq, a predicted model, not a curated record
CCUGCCCCGGGGGUGAUGAGGUCUGGGGACCGGGGGGCUCUCCACCCCGGGGGGGAUGAGGUUUGGGGACCGGGGGCUCCCUGCCCCAGGGGUGACGGGGUUUGGGGACCGGGGGCUCCCUGGCCCGGGGUGACGGGGCUGGGGGGCGGGCGGGCACCUUUCAGUCCGCGGGUUUCCCCCGGCGUGCCCGGUAGCUGCGGGCCCCGCGGUGCCGGCCGUGCCCUGACCGGCCGUUGCAGGUGCCGGGGGGUCCCCGUGGCGCUGGCGCUGUGCGCAGCCGCCUGGAGCUGUGCCGCGGGCCUGGCCCUGGAGCGGGACCAGCCGUUCCGCGUGCCCCCCGGCUGGGCCCACGCCGGCCGCGUCAGCCCCGGCCACGACCUGCAGCUGACCUUCGCGCUGCGGCAGCGGGGCACCGCGCGCCUGGCGCAGCUCGUCCGCGCCGUCUCGGACCCCCGCUCGCCGCGAUACGGCCAGCACCUGUCCCUGGAGCAGCUGCGGGACCUCGUCCAGCCGUCCUCGGCCACGCUCAUGACGGUGCUGAAGUGGCUGCAGGGCCACGGUGUCGAGAACUGCAGGAGCGUCGCCACUCUUGACUUCCUGGAGUGCCGCAUGCCGGCGAGCACGGCCGAGCGCCUCCUGCCCGGCGCCGAGUUCCACCGGUACGUGAAGGGCCAGCGCAGCCUCGUGCGCUCCCCGCGGCCCUACGCCGUCCCCGAGGAGCUGGCCGAGCACGUUGACUUCGUGGGAGGUCUGCACCGCUUCCCCGCGGACAGGAAGGCGGUCAGCAGAGCCUGGGCCAAGGACACCGAGUCGGGGCGGCACGGUGGAGGGGGAGCAGCUUUCCACCUGGGCGUGAUGCCCUCCGUCAUUCGCAAGAGAUACAACAUGACGGGAGGAGACGUCGGGCUGCUGCCCAACAACAGCCAGGCCUGUGCCCAGUUCCUGGAGCAGUACUUCCACCAGGCCGACCUGGCAGAGUUCAUGCAGCUCUUCGGCAGCAGCUUCGCCCACCGCUCCCAGGUGGACCGGGUGGUUGGGCACCAGGGCACGGGCAAGGCCGGGCUGGAGGCCAGUCUGGACGUGGAGUACAUCAUGAGCUCGGGCGCCAACAUCUCCACGUGGGUCUUCAGCACCGCAGGGAGGCACGAGAGCCAGGAGCCCUUCCUGGCCUGGCUGCUGCUGCUCAGCAACAUGUCGUCGCUGCCCUGGGUGCACUCGGUCAGCUACGGGGAUGACGAGGACAGCCUCUCGCUGGCCUACAUGGAGCGGGUCAACGUGGAGUUCAUGAAGGCGGCUGCCCGCGGCUUGACCGUCCUGUUCGCCUCCGGUGACGACGGCGCUGGCUGCAGGAGGGUGUCCGGGGGCAACCACACGUUCCGGCCCAGCUUUCCAGCCUCGAGUCCGUACGUCACCACCGUGGGCGGAACGUCGUUCAAGAACCCGUUCCUGGUGACCGCGGAGGUGACCGACUACAUCAGCGGGGGCGGCUUCAGCAACGUCUUCCCCAUGCCCAGCUACCAGGCUGCUGCCGUGGGGCGUUUCUUGCGCUCGGCCGCGAAGCUGCCGCCCGGCUCCUACUACAACAGCAGCGGCCGCGCCUACCCCGACCUGUCCGCCCUCUCCGACAACUACUGGGUGGUGACGAACCGCAUCCCGCUGCCCUGGGUGUCGGGCACGUCGGCGUCCACGCCGGUGGUGGCCGGCAUGGUGGCGCUGGUCAACGACCGGCGGCUGCAGCGGGGGCUGCCGCCCCUGGGCUUCCUCAACCCCGCGCUGUACCAGCUGCAGGAGCAGGGCCACGGCGCUGCGCUCUACGACGUCACGCAGGGCUGUCACCUGUCCUGCCUGGACGGCACGGUGCAGGGCCAGGGCUUCUGCGCCGGCCCCGCCUGGGACCCGGUCACGGGCUGGGGAACGCCCAACUUCCCGCUGCUGCUGCGGGCGCUGCUGCCGCCGCCGUGACGCGCCCGCGCGGCCACCGGGGGGCGGGGGCACGGGGGGGCGGGGCCGCCGCGCUGUCAAUAAAGCCGCCGGUCCCGCA